This is a messenger RNA of Trifolium pratense (red clover), 1043 nucleotides long. RefSeq lists its product as uncharacterized. Bases 88 to 915 code for a protein of 275 amino acids. The transcript is spliced from 6 exons. NCBI's taxonomy places the organism in Eukaryota, Viridiplantae, Streptophyta, Magnoliopsida, Fabales, Fabaceae. Gene Ontology annotation, molecular function: protein binding; iron ion binding. The record is from RefSeq and is a predicted model, not a curated record.
AAAAUAUGUCUCUCCCAACACUACCAACUCAACCAAGCUUGUGGCUACCACAGAUCAUCACACAAGAGAUCACUGCAAGGAAGAACCAUGUCAGCUAUGGUUGCAGGUACUUCUUCUUCAUGCUCUGCCACCUUCACCACAAGGAGUAAUCAUUCCAUCAAAAACUCUCACCUCACACCUUCCAAGACACUCACUCUUCCAUGCCAGAAAACAUCUUUGCUAGGCCUUUCACUUCAUGAAGCCAAAAGGGGUAUUUCAGGAUCCUUCUUAAAUGUCAACAAAAAUGGUUCUUCCUCCAUUGCUAGAAGGAGACUUGAGAUCACUGCAAAAACUGCUGGAGCUUCAAAGACAAUUGAGGCUGAAGUUGACAAGCCACUUGGUCUCACUUUAGGCCAAAAGAGUAAUGGCGUUGUUGUCAUAACAGCUGUUGAAGGUGGGGGGAAUGCCGCAAAAGCAGGGUUAAAGUCAGGGGACCAAGUUCUUUAUACUAGCAGUUUCUUUGGAGAUGAAUUAUGGCCAGCAGAUAAGCUUGGAUUCACUAAAACUGCAAUCCAAGCUAAGCCUGAUUCUGUCUACUUUGUUGUUAGCAGAGGUGUUGAGGUAGAUACUAAAAGGCUUCCAAAGCGUCCUGCUCCUCCUCGCUUCGGGAGAAAAUUGACCGAGACUCAAAAGGCUAGAGCUACUCACAUUUGUCUUGACUGUGGAUACAUAUACUUCUUACCAAAAUCUUUUGAUGAACAGCCGGAUACAUAUAGUUGUCCACAAUGUCAAGCACCAAAGAAGAGAUUUGCUGAAUAUGAUGUUAACACUGGAAGAGCUAUUGGUGGUGGAGGCUUGCCUCCUAUUGGAGUUAUUAUUGGACUUGUGGCUGGUUUAGGUGCUGUUGGAGCUUUGCUUGUUUUUGGUCUUCAGUAAUAUACAUUGAUUUUCUGUACUCCAAAGUUGUCCAGUGUAAUAAUCUUGGGAGUUUGUAUCUCAGAAACUUAUUGUAUGAGAUUGAACAUGUGCUGCAAAAAGAAUUCCAACUAUUAGCAGUUUUCAAA